GACCAUCCGCAUGUGCUUGUCCCCGGCGCGGGGACCGACCCGCGCUGCAGGGCCGCUGCUUGGAGCAUGAUGCCGGCCCUGUGGCCGGGGAUGCCAGAGAUCCCCCGCCACAGGGUGCAGGGAGGGGCUGGCAGCCGUUCCCUCCCCGCUGCACACCUGGGGCAGGCUCCAGCCACCUGCAUCAGCCUCACGCCCCCGCUGCACUCCUGCUCCCGCGGGUCAUCCUCGCGUCAGCCUGGAACCGAGGGCUGGCUGUGCAGCGUUUGCUGCUGGGGCACUCCCGUGGGAGGCGUUUUAGAGGGCAAAGUUCUUAAGUUAAAGGAUGCUGGAGACGCAAAAAAGCAUGUUUGCACAUCUUGGCCAUCGCCUUCGCCCUGGAGGUGUCGGUGGGGAAGGCCAACACGGUGACGGCUCUGAAUAACUCCAAUGUCCUGCUGCCCUGCACCUUCACCACCUGCAUAGGCUUCCAGGACCUGGUCUUCAAAUGAUCUACCACGGCAAGAUAAAGACCAAGGCCACGGAGCCCACCCUGGUCUGGCACAACCCGCGGGUGGAGUUCGUUGGCUCCACCACCAAGAAGGAGAACAACAUCUCCAUCGUGCUGAACGGCGUGGAGUUCAGCGAUGCUGGCAAGUACACCUGCCACGUCAAGAACCCCAAGGAGAGGAACGCCCAGCACAACGCCACCAUCUUCCUCUCCGUGGUCCAUAAGAUGGUGGAGACAGACAACACUGUGACUCUCAUCAUCGUGGGCGUGGUGGGGGGGCUCAUCGGCCUCCUCAUCCUCUUCAUGCUCAUCAAGAGGGUGGUGCUGUUCAUCAUCAAGAAGACGCAGGACGGGAAGAAGGAGUGUCUGGUGAGCUCGUCAGGGAACGACAACACCGAGAACGGCCUGGCCGGCUCCAAGGCGGAACAAAAAGCCCCACCAAAGGCAUGAACGAAGCAGCGGCGCCCCGCGCCCGCCUCGCCCCGCCGCGGGAGCCCCGGCACGGGACGAGCCUCCCCCUUUUGUUUUCUUUCCGAACUGCCAGCGCUUGAGACAUGUUUCUAUUACACACGUGCCUGCAACCUGCACUGCUUCUCCGACAAGGCUGCGGCUGCCGGGGGGACUGGGAGCUUCUCGCGGACUCGGACUGGGAGGCUGCUGGGGCGGAGGGAGCCGCCGGCUCCGCUCUGAGCACAGGCAAGAGGGUGCCGGGCAGGGCAGGGGCAGGGGCCGGGUGGGUGCCGUGCCCGGGGCCCGGUGCUGGGCACUGGGGAUCCGCUGGGUGCUGGCGGUGCUGAGCUGAGGUGGCUGGGAGCUGCUGCUGCAUCCAGGAGGUUUCUGGAGCAGGGCAAGGAUGCUCAGAGCUGGCCGUGCAGGUGGCGUGGCGCGGCAGGACGGCAGGAAGCAGGACUGUGAUAAGCACACUGGGGAACCAAAUCAGCCACAGGCCCUGGCUGUGCCUCGGUGCCUCCCACAGCAGGGCUGGGGAGGUGGCCGUGUCCCAGGGCCAUCCCUGGGGACAGGGGGGCUUCUCCCCAGGCAGCCAUCCGGGGAGAGCUCCCCGGCUUGGUGCUGCCCCCUCCCCUCUCUCUGGAGCUCGGCACUCGGAGCAGCGACGCUUUUGAUGCUGGUGCCAAGGCUGAGCUCGUUACGUGGAUGUUUUUGUGUGAGAUUCCAGGGGAAAGCAGCCAAUUGCCUUUCCCUUUCGCCAGGGCGGGGAGGGAGCACAGCCGAGCCCGGGCCAGGGGAGCCGGGCCAGGGCUGUGCCACUGGCCCACUGGGCAACCCUGGGCAAGUUGCUCUGCCUCUCCAUGCCUCAGUUUCCCCAUCUGUAAAAUGGGGACAAAAAUACUGCUCUACCUCACGGGGUGGGUGUGAGGUUUCCUUGGCUAUGAUGGUGAAGUGCUCUGGGGUGAGGGGUGAGUGGACUCACAGGAUGUGAGACACAAAGAGAGAGAGCUACAUCUGAGGUUGACCAUUUCCUUUAAAAAGUGAUUUUUUCCCUGUCUCUCCAAUUUGUGGGUGUCUGACAGUGACACUGCAGGACAGGCAGCUCCCCUGUCCCCACAGUAAAUUGGGAUUCACAGCUGAGCCAUGGCUUGCUGUGGGGGCUUGUGCUCUGGCAGAGGUGCUGGAGUGGGAGUAGGUGAGGAUUUGGUGGCCAAGGUGACAAGGAAAGGCUGGGUGCUACUUUCUCUGGAGAUGCUGGUUCACAGGGGGCUGGUCACCCCAGGCUGGGCCUCGGGGCAGCCACUGGAGCAGGACCGUGUGCUCGGGACAGGGGACAGGUACUGGCACCUGGCCCCAGGCAGGUCCCUUGGCUGUUGAUAAGACAGGCAAGUGGGAGUCAGGGUCCUGAUCUUCUCUCUGAGGGUCUGUGGCACCCUCAGAGAGGCCAAUCUGUGCUUCGGUGUCCCCACCUGUACGCUGGGGACAGUCUGAGCCACCUCUGAGGAGGGGUGGGGCGCCCUGCCCGGCUCUGCCACAGCCCGCGGUGGGAGGUGCCCUGUGCCAGGUGUUGUGACACGCCAGCGCCACCUGUGCGAGCCCGGGAGGAGCCCGAGACCUCCCAGUCACCCCGAGAGACCCCGGCCCGCCCUUGGAGGAGCCCUCCCGCGGGGGAGAACAGCGAGGCGAGGAAGGGAGUUUUUUAAAGACUAUUUUUAGCUGUCCUAACCUGUUGGCCUUUUAUAGCCGGCGCGUGGACGCAGCUCCACUCCCCGCCGGAUAUGCAAUGCUGCACUAUGCAUGGAUAUCUCCUCUGGCUCGGUGGGAAACGGCCACAAAAGCACUUUUGGGAAUGUAACCCCGUGUAACCCAAGCCACGGGUGCUCCGGGGGAGCGGGCUGCCCCGGGGGGUUGUGCCAGCACCAGCGGGGUCUCUGCUGUCACCGGGGCCCUGGGGGGGCUGCAGAGGCACCCCGGGGGUGUGUGCUGCCACAGACAGGUGUGUGUCCAAGCACAGGUAAAGCUGCGUGGGAGGAAGCUGCGGGUAAGCACAGGGGGGUGUGCGCCGGGCUGUGUGAUGACUUACAGCACAUCUUUGCACUGUAGAGGUUUAGUUAGCUUUGCCUUGAAUGAAAUAAAGUUUACGUUUACUAGAGAAA
This is a messenger RNA of Haemorhous mexicanus (house finch), 3093 nucleotides long. It is a transcript of the gene SCN4B, whose product is annotated as sodium voltage-gated channel beta subunit 4. The transcript has 5 exons. The coding region runs from base 485 to 937 and encodes 150 amino acids. Gene Ontology annotation, molecular function: transmembrane transporter binding; sodium channel regulator activity. Gene Ontology annotation, cellular component: voltage-gated sodium channel complex; membrane. Gene Ontology annotation, biological process: regulation of sodium ion transmembrane transporter activity; cardiac muscle cell action potential involved in contraction; regulation of ventricular cardiac muscle cell membrane repolarization. The record is from RefSeq and is a predicted model, not a curated record. Lineage: Eukaryota; Metazoa; Chordata; Aves; Passeriformes; Fringillidae.